Oryza sativa Japonica Group (Japanese rice) is the source of this 936-nucleotide messenger RNA. RefSeq lists its product as uncharacterized. The record is from RefSeq and is a predicted model, not a curated record. NCBI's taxonomy places the organism in Eukaryota, Viridiplantae, Streptophyta, Magnoliopsida, Poales, Poaceae.
UGCAGCUCAAAUCGCGCGCGAACGAAGUGCUUUCCCACCCGCACUCCACUUGCGCGCCACGCCAUGGAUGAAAUCAAAUCAUCUCAUCAAAGUCCAAUCCCGCUAGCUCCAUCGCCUCCAGUUUAAUCAUCGAUUCAGAUCAAGCAGAAUCGAAUCGAUCUCUACUUGCUCUGCUGAUUCAGUCAAGGAUGAGCUCUGCUGCUGCUGCAAGGCGCGGCGGCGGCGGCCGGUGGCUGCACGCGGCGUGGCUGGCGCUCACCGGCGGCGCGGCGGAGCUGAUCACGGCGGAGGAGGUCGCCGGCGGCGGCGGCGGAGCUGUGAGGAGCGGCUCACGCUACGAGCUCGUGAGCACGGAGGAGCCCGACGGCGACGAGACGAGCUGGGAAUCGAAUCCUGGACCUGCCUCGGAAGCAGCGCUGUUCCUCGUGGCACGUGAAGAGGAUCCGAAGACGACGACGACGAGUUCGCCGGAAUCCAUCUUCGCCUGCGACGAGCUGCGGGUGAGCAGGCCUGAAUUCUGGCGCUGGCCCGCGAAGAAGGGCAGCGGCGGCGACGGCGAGCCGGCGGCCGCGGUGGAGUCCGAGCCGUUCCUGACGCGCCGCCGCGGGGCGAAGCGGGUGAACGAUGCGGAGAUGGAGGAUCACCCGUUCAGCUUCGGUCGCCAUGGGAGGAUGGAGUCGUCGUCGUCGGCGGCGGCGGCGGCGUUGUUGCUGCUGUCUUCUUCAUAGCCGGCGGCGAGCUGAUGACUGAAGAAACGCAAGUAGUAUCUGAAGAAACCGAAAGAUGUUUCUUCUCUUUUUUCCAUUUUUCUUCUUUUUUUGAGAGAGAGAAGCUAAGGCACUGUUUAGUUUCCAAACCAAAACUUUUCAUCCUGUCACAUCGAAUAUUUGACACAUGCAUGAAGUAUUAAAUAUAGAUAAAAAAACUAAUUACACA